AUGGCCACGCCCGUGCUGUCUCCUGUUUGGCAGCAGCAAGAGCAGCAGAUGCAGCAGCAGAUGCAGCAGCAGGUGCAGCAGCAGCUGCAGCAGCAGCAGCUGCAGCAGCAGCAGAUGCAGCACCAGCAGAUGCAGGAGCAACUGCUGCUGCAAAGCCGACAGCCGCAUAAGCAUUUCGCCUGGCAGCAGCCCGCGCCCCACUAUACUGCUCUUCUGCAGCAACAGCAGCAGCAACAGCAGCAGCAGCAGCAACAGCAGCAGCAGCAGCAGCAGCAGCAACAAAGUGUGCUGCAGCACCAAGGGGGGCAGUCCCCCACGCUCAUGAGUCUUCAAGAACAGCAGCAGCACCCGCAAGCUCGGCUGCUGCCGCUGCAGCAGCAGCAGCAGCAGCAGCAGCAGCAGCUGCGCAGCAGCACGAGCAGCAACUGCGGCGCUUGCACCAGCAGUGCUAGCCGUUGCAGGAGCCAAUUCAGCAGCAACAGCAGCAGCAGCAGCAGCAGUACCUGCUGCUGCAGCAGCAGCAGGGGCAGCAGCAACAACGGCUGCCUGCAGCCUCGGCGCAGCCGACAGACGCAUAAGCAUUUCGCCUGGCAGCAGCCCGCGCCCCACUAUACUGCUCUUCUGCAGCAACAGCAGCAGCAACAGCAGCAGCAGCAGCAACAGCAGCAGCAGCAGCAGCAGCAGCAAAGUGUGCUGCAGCACCAAGGGGGGCAGUCUCCCACGCUCAUGAGUCUUCAAGAACAACAGCAGCACCCGCAAGCUCGGCUGCUGCCGCUGCAGCAGCAGCAGCAGCAGCAGCAGCAGCAGCUGCGCCACCACCACCAUUCAGACCUAGCGUCAACGUACCAUGGCUGUGAAGCCUUAUCGUUUGCUGCUAAAAAUAUACAACAGCAGCAGCAGCAGCAGCUCGAGCAGCAGCUGCUGCAGCCAGUGUUGUUGCCGCAGCAGCAACAGCAACUGCAGCAGCAACAACUGCAGCAAUUGCAGCAACAGCAAUUGCAGCAAAACCAACUGCAGCAGCAGCAUUUGCAGCAACAGCAGCUGCAGCAACAGCAACUGCAGCAGCAGCAGCUGCAGCAGCUGCUGCUGCCACAACACUACUAA
Molecule: messenger RNA, 1104 nt
Organism: Eimeria mitis
Lineage: Eukaryota; Apicomplexa; Conoidasida; Eucoccidiorida; Eimeriidae
Exons: 3
Coding region: 1-1104 (367 amino acids)
Source: RefSeq, a predicted model, not a curated record